GGAAUUCGUAGACUAUCAGAAGAAUGGAAAAAUGUAAUUGCAAUGGGAACAUAUAUGCACGUGGCAUAUGCCAUUAGGAUUGUGGUCUUACCUUAUGAUGUGAUAAAACCGUAAACUUUUAUGAUCACAUCACCAUAAAGUCAGAGACGCGGCUUAAUCCGCUAAAUUAUUACUAAUGGGGUCGUGUUAAGCAGAAGACCAAUAAAUACAUCCGCCACAUGUAAUUUCAGCGCUGGAAGAUGCCGUAAUCUACACACCGACGAACAUAAUGUGACUCCUUCUUAUUGGCGCUAAAAGGAGUGUUAUUAAAUAAAUUGGUUCUCCGGAGCAAUACAGAGAGUUACAAUAAAACUCUCAAAAAAUUUUUAUGAUUGCCGCGUGACGCCUUUGCAACGUUCCUCCUACUUAUACGUCAGCAAUCUCAAAAUUCUUUUCGCCAUUAUGAGCUUUUGGAAGCAUUUUAAAUUUUAUAGUUCACAGUUUGAAAUUCUCUGAAGCGUUAAUUUUGUCCGCCUACCAUCUCUAUGAUAAUGAAGAGCUCAAUCAAUAUUCAUUAUUAUACAUGGCUGAGCGCUCAAUAAUGUUAUAUUAACUUUCAAUUAAUUAUUAUUGUCAGAUAGAUGGCUGACUUGAUUGACUGCAUACAGACAAUUGAAAGGCGGAUAGUCUUUAAAGGGCUUAUUUUCAUUUUUUACGCUGCUCUAACUAUGAUCGACAGAACUAUGAAUGGCAGAGACACCGUUACUUUAAUUUUAUAAUUUCAAUUGGAAUGGAGAAAUGGAGAAACUGUCAUCUAUCGCAAUCCGAGCAAAUCAAGCAAUUCAAGAGAAGACAUUGUUGUUAUCAAAAUUCAAUUAAAUUUUAUUUUAUUUUCGAAUUUUUAAGGCUUUAAAAAUUUCGAUUUUGCUUUUUUGCAAAAUUUUUGUUUGACUUAUCUUAUUAUGGUGGAUCACAUUUUGGGCAUAGAUUGGGGUGCCUAUAAAAAUCUUCGGAUUACCGAUAUACAUGAGAAAAUGCGACCCCAAGUCAGAUCGUAUAUGAUGGAGGGAUGUCGAAAUCAUAGACUGUUUGAAUUGUUAAAAGUCGGUGAAGAUCCGGGCGUUGAAGAGGAUAUGCUUCGUAUUAUUAAUCACAUUUUGGAAAAUGAUUGCAGCAUUAUGGUUACGGAUGAUCAAAAUGCGAUAAGAGCCGUCGCUUUAGUCAAAUGUAUGACGGCGGAGGCUCGAUCAUGGACCGCGCUUCGUUUAAUUGUGAGAAGCACGUACGUGAGUGAUUUCUUAGAAUUGCUUAACACUACGUUACAAAGUGGAAUUAAUCUCCAUCCAGAUGAUAGCAAUAAAGAUAGUUUACAUUUUUUCUCCUAUCGUGUCGAUGAAAAUUUAUUGCCCGAUAAAUGCUUUAUGAGGCGCUUUCACAAUGCCAUUUGCGAGGUGGCAAGACACAUGAAAAUGCCGCGCAUAACUUAUGUGGCUUUGCUUCAAGCCGACCGCGAUUUUGUGACCGAAAAUGAUUUUAUUCAAAUUGUAACUACAAUCUAUUCAAUGUUUAUGUUGCGCAAUCGUCGACCCUUCGAUAGAAUGCGUGACACUAACGAAAUGUUCGCCGCCCUUUACAUCAAGGAUGUGCCACCGUUAAUACAUUUCGACAGCUUUCAAGUGCGUCAUCCUCAUUUGGCUACGAAAGAGGCCCCAAAGAAAAAAAUUGCCGAGAAAAUGCAAUCAAUACAAAAACCGGGACCAUCGGAAGCAGAUGAAGAUAAAAAUUAAAAUUGAAAUGAUUAGAAGAUUAUUUUGUGCAAAAAUCGAUCAGUUUUCCUUUCCUUAUUUGGGAAAAGUUUCAAAAAUAUAAUCGACUAAUAGCUAACUGGGUUUUACUUACUUAUAUUAUUUAUCAAAGUCUAAAUAUCAUUAAGAUUUGUAUGUGAUGACGAGGCCGUCAACAUAAGUAAGGUCAAGCACAACAGGUCCAAAUAUAUAUAUA
Glossina fuscipes is the source of this 1980-nucleotide messenger RNA. RefSeq lists its product as uncharacterized. The record is from RefSeq and is a predicted model, not a curated record. Lineage: Eukaryota; Metazoa; Arthropoda; Insecta; Diptera; Glossinidae. The coding region runs from base 942 to 1766 and encodes 274 amino acids. The transcript has a single exon.